GCAAGGAAGCAAGAAAGGAAGGCUCUCAUCGAUUGCAAACAGCAGCAGCCGACCUUCUUCCAUGGCUCAAAGGUUGAGAGGGAAAGUAGCUCUGAUAACGGGCGCCGCAAGUGGGAUAGGCGAGAGCACUGCCAAAUUGUUCCAUCGCCAUGGUGCCAAGGUCAUGAUCCUGGACAUCCAGGACGAAUUGGCCGAAAAGGUUGCCCGGGAAAUUUCCUCCUCCGGCGACGACGCCUCCUACGUCCACUGCGACGUGACCAACGAGGACGAUGUCCGUUCCGCCGUCGACAGAGCCGUGGCCAAGUACGGCAAGAUCGAUGUGAUGUUCGGCAACGCCGGCAUUCUCGAGAAAUCGACGCGGAUAGCCGACUUCCCGAUAUCCGACUUCCAGAAGGUCAUCAACGUCAACCUUACGGGAUGCUUCUUGGCAGCCAAGCACGCGGCGAGGGUGAUGAUUCCCCAGAGGAAAGGCAGCAUAAUCUUCACAGCGAGCGUAGCCUCGGUCAUGGGUGGCGCCGCCAAUUAUGCCUACACAGCUUCGAAGCACGCGGUGGUGGGGCUGACCAGGAACUUGGCGGCAGAGCUUGGGCAGUUCGGCAUAAGAGCCAACUGCAUCUCACCUUCCUUGGUGCCGACUCCGCUGUCCUCCGGCUUACUGGGCUUGAGCGACGCCGAUCUCGAGGAGGUUGGGCAUCAGAACUCCCCUUUGAAGGGGGUGACCUUGAAAGCAGAGGACAUUGCAGAGGCCGCUCUCCAUUUAGCUAGCGACGAGUCGAAGUUCACCAGCGGACUCAACCUUGUCGUGGACGGGGGAUUUACAGUCACAGAUCGAGAAAUAAACGUCUUCAAAGGUUUAUAUUGAGAGGGGAGGAGCAAAAUUCUUGUUUCCACAUGUUGCUCACAUAUAAAAUUGUUGCUUCUCAGUUCAUCAGGACUCCCUAGUUCCUUCUGCUGUGUUUGUAAUUCAUCAAUGAAAACCUUUGAACCUUGAAGAUCCAGUGAAAUGGAAGAACAUAUGUCGGAUA
Molecule: messenger RNA, 1025 nt
Organism: Nymphaea colorata (pocket water lily)
Lineage: Eukaryota; Viridiplantae; Streptophyta; Magnoliopsida; Nymphaeales; Nymphaeaceae
Product: secoisolariciresinol dehydrogenase-like
Exons: 2
Coding region: 62-862 (266 amino acids)
Molecular function (GO): oxidoreductase activity
Source: RefSeq, a predicted model, not a curated record